Cinara cedri is the source of this 9509-nucleotide messenger RNA. NCBI's taxonomy places the organism in Eukaryota, Metazoa, Arthropoda, Insecta, Hemiptera, Aphididae. The record is from the annotation of a GenBank genome assembly.
AUGAACAGAUCGGAAAAAAUUGGUAAAAUAUUUAUGGCUGCAGAAAUUCUAAAAAUAUCUAAUUAUUCUAAUGAAGAAACUGAAAAUGAUUCGUACGCCCCUCUAUUAAAAGACGUACAACCAAAAUGUCGGGUUUACCAGUUAAGUUUUUAAUAGAUAUUAAAUAAUUAUGUAUACAAUAUCAUUUAUCUUUAUUUAAUAUUUAUUUUGAAUAUAAAAAUAAUUCAUAGAUUAAAUGUACUGUUUUGGGGAUUGCGACAAUUGAAUUUACACUUACGUGAGCCGUUCGUUCGAAUGUACUGCUCUGGUAUAUACGUCGACUCUGAUAUAAUUAAAAAGGUUAUCUCCUUCCCAAAUUUUCCAAGCGAAUCGAAUACAAAAUGUUUAUUAAAUAUAGUAAGUAAUAUAUGUAGCUAAAUAAAAGUCGUAUUUUUAUUAAUGGUUUUACUACAAAUAACCAAGGAAUUACCUGAAGAUCUAAAUCUCAUACCCCCGAUAUGUUUUCAACUUUUUACUAAGAAUAAGCUACAAAAAGAACCUAUUGCAGUUGGAAUGUGCAGUACUUUUCAAACUAUAAAUGAGUUUUUAGUUCCUAUGAUAUCAGAAUUUGAAUGGAAACAACUAAGAAAUGAGAAUCCAGUUCAUUCUGGUAAAAUUGAUUAUUUAUUUGGUGUAUUUUGGUUUUUAGAUUCCGAGCGUAGCGGUUUUUCUAUUUAUUUCUUCUAUUUUUUCUUUUUCUUUGUUCUAGUCUGUAGUCACAUUUUUUUUAGUAAACUUUUUCCGAUUUUUACGUAUACUAACUUUUCUGAGAGCUCAAGUUGUCUAAAUCAAGAGAGGUUAUUUUUUAAAUAAAAACAAUUAAAUGGGGAAAAACGUAAGAAAAUGAAUAAUUUUCAUUAUUACGAUUUCAUUAUUUUAUAAAAACACAGACGACGUUUUCUACCAGAAAAAAUUAUUUAAUCGAAAAAUCACAUGAUACAUUUUUGUUGCCUUUUUGAUUUAAUUUCUUACGGUAUUAUUGCCAAUACUUUUGAGCUUUUAAGAAACUUUAAUUUUUGUGAGUUUUUUGUAAUUCAGUUAUAAAUACACGUAGAGAUUUGAAACUUGGUAAUAAUACUUAUAUUGAACUUACUUAGACGUGGUAACAUUUUCAAAAUCAUCGGACGAAUUUUUUAAUCAGCGUUUUGAAAUAAAAUUUAAAUGAAAAUCGCAAAAAAAAAUUACGGAAUUUCAAAUUAUGUAUUAUCGAACUACGCUCGGAAUUGUCUUUCGUUAAGCCAUGGUUUAUCGUUGCUUACAGAUAUAAAUGAAAUAAUUUUAUGUAUCCUACCUUUUCAAUUUCUCACCUACAAUAAUGGCCACUCCUAUCCCCAAUAUCAGCUUUUUUUUUAUUAAAACCCAUGUUAAAACAGUUCUAGAAAUAGAAGAAGAAAGAGAAAUAGGAAUAGGAACAAAAAUUGAAAAUACUAAUAGCAAGUUAUUAAACAGCAAUAAAAUAGAUUCAAAAGUAAUUCUUUCCAUAAAAUAAUGCGUAAAAACUUAUGAGUUUUAAAUUAUUUUUAUUUUCAGUUUAGCUUUAAAUUGAUAUAUGAUUUUUCAAAAAGAACAGUUGACAUUUUAACACCGUCUAUCUUAAAAAUAAUAAUAUCAUGGAUUUUUAAACAUAUUAAGUCAAUUUUAACUUUUGUAUUUGAUACAUUAGUAUGUAUAUGUCCAUUUAUUAAUGGAAUUGCUAACUGGUCAUCCACAAAAUAUCAGAAUUUUAAGGACAAUUUCGAGGAUAAAUAUUACAAUUUAAUCGAUAACGAGCUUGACGAAGAUGAAAACGAAUUCACCUGGUGGACAAAAUACUAUGGAUUUAAAUACCAAACGGUCGUAUAAAUUAUUAAUAAUCAAAAAUGUAUUUAAUUAAUUAAACAUAAAGUGUACUCAAACUGUUUAGAGGUAUUACAAAUGAUUAUAGAAUACAGUUAGGGUAAAAAAAUAAAAAUAUAUAAUAACUAAAUAAAUCAAAUUCUGUUUUUUUAUGUACCUAACAAUCAAUAUAAUUAUAAAAAAUAAUUUAUUGUAUAAAAUUUGAGUUUGAGCGAGUUUAUACGAAUACAUUAAAAUAAAAUUACAUUAUACUUGAAACCUAUACAAUAUAUCUUUUGUUAGUAAUUAUUCAAUAAUAGUUAAUAAUAAUUUAAAAAUUACAGAAUACUUUCAAAAAGAAUAAGCGUAAAAGUACAUUUUCAAAAAUGGCAUGUAAAGUUAUGCCGAAUUGUGCGUGUUGCAAUGAAUCUCAAGUCAAAACUUCUUUAGCCAAAUAUUAUUCAAAAAUUAAAUCUAUAAUAGUAUGAGUAACAUUAAACAAAUGGGUUUUAAAUAUAAUUUGAUAUUUGUUUCAAGGUUUAUGAUAGCGAAUUAGAAAAUGUACCAGAGUUUGAGAAGUUUGAAGAUAAUAUAAAAAAAUUUGAAAUCUCCGGAUUGAACAAUGAUGAUAAUAGACACUCAGAAAGUAUAGCUGUUUUAAAAGUAAUUAAUAUAAAUUAAUAUUUUUACAAAACUGCUAGACUAGGACAAUAAAUUAUUUACGUAUACAGUAUACGUAAACGGAAUGUAUAUGUUUUCAUCAUAUUAGUAUAAUUUAGGGCAUUACAUUUAGAUUCUGAGUAGAGUGAGAAAUAUAUUGACCGUUUAACAAUGGUAGUUAUUUGUUUUUCUGAAAUUAUUUUAGUUAUUUUUUUUAUUUUUGAAGCGGAUUUCCUAAUAAUUUGAAAAACGGCAAAAUUUAUAAAAUUUAUUAUUUUCAAAUUUGUUUUUGUUGUAACCCAGUUAAAAAUAUUCAGACAAAAAAUUUAGACAAAAAAUUUACCACGUUUAAAAAUGACAAAGGUAAAUUUUUUGUCUGAAUAUUUUUAACUGGGUUACAACAAAAUCAAAUUUGAAAAUAAUACAUUUUAUAAAUUUUGCCGUUUUUCAAAUUAUUAGGAAAUCCGCUUCAAAAAAAAAAAUAAAAAAAAUAACCUUAUAAAAAUACCACGCAGAUAAAAAUUUUACAGAAAAAAAAAUAACUACCAUUGUUAAUCGGUCAAUAAAUUUCUCGCUCCACUCAGAAUCUAAAUGUAAUGCCCUAAAUUACACUAAUAUGAAGAAAACAUCAAUGAAAACUAAUAUAUAUAUUUUAACUAAUACUCCAUCUAUUAAUGGAAUUUUUAAUAUAGGUUGCUAUUUGAAAAUCAAAAGUAAGUGGGGGAUUUACUCUCGAAAAUAAGGGUGAUAAAAAAUAACAUAGUAUAUAGUAAUAUGGUAAAGGCUGUAGUAGCUUGUUUCUAAAAUGUUCUAGAAAAAAGGUUCCUAAAAAAUGUAAUACUUUCCAAGAUAAUGAAUGUACUCACUUAAUGAAUCAUCUAGUAUAGUAUAUUUCAUGAAUUCCUUUCUAUAUUCUAUCUUACCAACUUUUAACCAACAACAGUGACCCACCCAUUGUGCGAAUUAAGUCUGUAUUAUUUUUUACAAUCAUGUGUGAUGAUUGCUUCCAAAUAUGUGUUAUUUAUUAAUUUAUCUACAUUUAUAGGGAAACAUUUACUUAUAUCCAGAACCAGUUAACAAGGAAAACGUUCAUUUGAGAGAAUCUCAUUGCUCGAAUGUAGAAUUUAAAAUUUGGCCGAAAUUAAAAUCAAAUGUUAAAUGUAAUAUUAUUGUACGCGUGUAUAUUUUAAGAGCACAUAACUUGCAUCCCAGUGAUAUAGGUGGACUAUCAGAUCCAUAUGUAGAAAUUUUAUUUGGAAAGUCCCGUAGAAUUUCAGAUUACAAGAACUAUAUUCCUAAAUCAUUAAAUCCUAUAUUUGGUAGGUAGGUACAUAUUAUGUAUCGGCAAUUUUCAAAUGUUUCUUAAGUUUUUGUUCACAUUUCAUACAUUUAAAAAAAGAACAUGUUUUUUUUGUUGGUGAAAACUAAUUUUGUUUAUAUGUUUGGUCUUAAAAGAUGUUAUGAAAGAGAAGUAUCGUUACCAGAAUGUUCAGUUAUACAAAUUAGAAUUAUGGACUAUGAUCGAAUUGGAAAAAACGAAUUAAUCGGUGAAACGACAAUAGAUAUUGAAUCAAGAUAUUACAGCAAGCAUAGAGCUCACUGUGGAUUACCAAAUCGAUUUAACAAGUUAUUCUUAGUUGAAAUUAAAUAUUAAACUUGAUAGUUAUUAGUUUAUCCACAAUAUUCGUAAUAGUGAAAUCUAUUAACCAUGUACCUAUUUAAGAUUUUGUCUACAUAUUUCUUAGUUCACAGCUCCCAUAAUAAACAAUUUGAAACAUUCCAAACACCUCCACGAUCACACAUCACGGUCUCAUCGCAGACAUGAUAAUUUUAUCUCUAUAACUGAGCAUUUUACACUAUCAAUAUAAAUUAUAAACCUAUGGAUUUAAUUUUUUUAAUACCUAAUUUUAAAAUAUCAAUUAUUACCUAUAUAUUAUGUACGAUUUAUAUAAUUUAAUAAUAUAUUAUGGAUAAAAAGUUAUGAAGAGAGGUUAUCUUGUAAAUACGCCACUGUAGAAAAAAACUAUAGUGUGAAUACAUUUUCAAGUAACACUAAAUAUUUUGGCUAGAUGACCUUGAAUUUGAAUUAUUUUGAAUUGGUUUUUGACAUACAGAAAUACUUACACAAUAUUAGGAAAAAUGUCCAAUAUUUAAUUCUUUCUGUGCUCGCACGCGCAAUGCAAGUAUACAUCUUACUUUUUUUUUAAACAGCAACACCCAAUUUUUUCUAUAGAUUUGUGUGAGCCUAUUUUUGUAAUCAAUUUUAAUUGAGCAUUUUUUUUUUUUUUAAGUCAAAAUUGACUAACUUAUAGUUUUUUAAAGUUUUAAAAAAUAUUUUUCCAAAUGUUUAAUCUUAUCUCUCUGUACACUUAGGUAUCGUAGGAACAUUAUAAUAAUUAAGAUUGUAAUUAUCUAAUUGUCUAAUUUUAAAUUACCUUACUAUGGUUAAUACCAUGUUGCUUUCAUAAAUCAUUUUUGUACACCAAUUUUUAGUAGUUAUAGGCCUUUUUUAUUGUUUUUAGUAAGUGUUCCUAUAAUUUUACGAAUAUGAAUAACGUUGAAAAAACUGAGUUUUUAAUUUUUAAAGAAUGCCAUCGUAAGGUUAGGUUAGGUAACACUCACCUAGCUUUUCUAACUUGUACCGAACAGUACCCAGAAAGGUGCCAUCUGCCACAUAUUACAUAAUUAUGUUUUAUGAUUCUGAUAAGGAUUAAAUCAAGAAAGAAAAUCUUUGCGUACACAAAAUUGCCAACGAAGGCUAAAACCGAAUACGUUAAAUGGGGAUAUAGAUUUGCAGGUACUGGCUUACAUACAAGCUUACUCCUGUUUGUUUUCCAACAAAUGUGAAGAACUUAGAAAAACGUAGAAAAAUUGGGAAAAUCGGUACGAUAUUAAACAAAUAUUAUUAAAGAUACCUAUUUAAUUGUUUUGCUAUCAUAUGACAUACGUAUUGUUGACAAAGCAUCACUAUCAACUCCACUAUUGAACUCCACUCAGAAUCGUUUUCUCUUUAGCAAUGGUUUAUCAUUGCUUACAGAUACAAAUUAAUUAACCUUCUUUAUCCUACAUUCCCAACUUCUCACCAACAACAGGGGCUACACCCAUAUUUUUUUGUACUUUUUUGUUUUUAGGUUAAGAUUCUUUCUUGAUGUACAAUGGGUGUAAAUUGAAAAAUGAUAAAAGUCUUUAAUUUUUUAUUUGAUUCCAUUAAGAGCCUAAACUUAUAUUAUGGUUAUUUUCUAAAACAUGUUUAGCAAAAUUUGAAUUAGAGACAGUCUUUUUAUACGUUCAAGCCUAUAGAAUAUUGAAUUAAAAAAUCAACAUUUUUGAGAAUAAGAGUGAAUAGAAUCAUGUGGUAUUAUAGCAUCAGUUUAUGUAGGUUUCCUGUAAAUACUAAAAUCAAAAUCAAAUUUAUUGUUUAUUAUGAAAACUGUAAGAUCUAAGAAAUGUAAUUUAUUAUUAAUUUGUAUUUCGAUUGUAAAUUAAAUGUUUUUAUAUAUUUUGUUUAAGUAGUUGACUCAAUUUUCUGCUUGUCUAUUUGAACCUCUAAACCUCAUUAAUGAAAGUGUCAUCAACAUAUCUAUAGUAUGCUUUUAUAUAUGGACUGUAUAUUUUUGUUGUUAUUAUUAUAUUAUUAGUUUCAAAAUUUCGCAUGUAAAUUUCAGAUAAAAGUGCACUUAAGGACCAACUAUAAGUAGCCCUUCUUUUCGAAAAAAUACAACUCACCAAAUAAUAUUGUUAACUAUUGUAGUAUGAAAUAUUAAAAUAAUAUGUCUAACCAAUUCGCUAAAAUUCUGAACAAUGAUACAAAUAAUGUAAAAAUGGCUUUUAAGACUAAUAAUAAUUUAACCAAACAUAAAAACACUAGAACUAAAAUCUUCACAGCAAAUCCCCUUCUUUUGAAAAUGCUAGUUUAUGUAAACUUAAAUGUAACUGUAAUAAAUUGCAUAUAGGUAAGACAAAUAGAAAUAUUAAAAUAAAACAUAAAUUACACAUUUCUGUAAUAAAAUUAAAUAAGGCUGUCUCUAAUUAAAAUUUCGCUAAACAUGUUUUAUAAUAUAAGUAAUAACCAUAACUUUGAUAUUAAUACAGAAUUAGAGAUGUAGAAUAGCUAAAAUGACAUUUACAUUAAUUCAGUUUUAGAAGAAUUACAUGUAUACAAUGAAUUAAAGAAAAAUAAUUUUAAUAAUAUUUGAAAUGUACAAACCAAAUUCAAAAAUUAUAUUUUAUAUCAAUACAUUUUAGAUAAUAAAUAAUAACCAAAUAAUUUAUAUUUCUUAACAUUUCUAUGAAGCAAAUUCCAAAUAUUUGGAGGCCUGCAGCUGAUUUGACGUUUAGGUAGAAAAUACAUUUUGGAUAAAUACAAUAAUUUUGUCGCUUACACUAUUUACACUGCUAAUAAUGUUUAAAUGAAUAUUUAUUAUAAAUAAUUAUUAUUUCUAAUGAACUAGUCGCUUACACCUUUUUAUCAUUGAUAAAGCUGAUUUUUUUAAACUUGUCGAAGUCAAAAAGUCAAUUUGGUCAAAAGUGUCACUUAUUAACUAAUAAUCAUAUACUUGAAUGUUUUAAAAUACACGCUAUAAGUACAUUUCUUUUGUGCUUACCGAUUUGUUUAUUAGAUUAAAAAUAUGGAUGAGAUCACGUAUGAGGCAAAGUAGUUUGACUAGCUUGGUAUUACUUAAUGUACACAGGGUUAUAAAUGCAUUUGUUAAGGAUCGACUUAUUAUACGGUGUGGUGAUCAGAACUGGCCUCCCAGGUAGUGUGACCUAACUCCACUGGAUUUCUUUCUUUGGGGUUACGUUAAAGCUCACGUCCAUGAAAAUAAACUGCGAACCAUUGAAGAAUGAUGAAAUUCGUCGUGUUACUGGUUAACUGGACCAGGAUAUGUUUCGGCAAGUGAUAGCGAUUUUGUCACCAGACUGAAGUUUGUUAGCGAAUCAGAAGUGGACAUAUGCCAGAUAUUAUUUAGGUAUUACAUGUUCAUGUAAUUUUUUUGUUUUCAAAAAAUCAUUAAUUAAACAUUUUUUUUUUUUUUUUGAUAAAGUAAUAAUGAAAUUAAACCCGUCGUUCUUAAUAAACACCCUAUAUAUUAUUAUUAUAGUUAAAUAAUUAAAUAGGCUUUAUAUAUUUUUUUUAAUAAUAUUUCUUUAAUGUUGUACCGAUUUUCCCAGUUUUCCUACGUUUUUCCCGGUUUUUUAGUGUUUUAUCCCGGUUAUUCACAUUUGCUGAGAAAACUCUUAGGAAAAUCGAAAAAAUAUCUCUUUGAAUUACUUUGCUAGUAAAAUUUUCUUUUAGAAACAUUAUUGUCGUUAAAAAAGUUGAAGCGAAAUUGCUGGUAAAAAAGUUGCGUUCAGAUAAAAAUAAAUUGUAAUAUUUAACUAAUAUAUUUCGUACAUUUUCCAAUUUUCCCUCUGUUUUUUUCGGUUUUUCGCAAUUGAUGAGAAAACUCUUAGGAAAAUCGAAAAAUGACCUACAGUGUCUUCCCACAUUGAUUUCAUUUCAGAAAAGAUGCUAUUCUUAAAAAUCAAAAUAGGAGCAAGACUUCUUGUAGAAACGUUGCGCACAGAUAAAAAAAAAAAUAUCUUUGUAAAACCAUAAGCUUCUACGCUCCUCUCAGAAUUUAAUUUGCAAAACCAUAUAGAAAACCCUGUUAUAUAUGUUAAAUUUAUCAAGAAUGGAGUUUAAACAACCAAAAUAAUAGAUUCUAGGAUGAUACGAAUCCACAUUGAUCGCGUAAAAUAAUAUUUCAAACUGUCUGGGAAAUUAAUAUAUGGUUUUAGCUUUUUGAUUCGUGCUUUUUUCAUGAAAUACUUAAUGUUAGACAAUAUUUAAAUUUGUAUUAAACGAACUACCAAUAUUAACAACAGUGAAAUAUUAUUAAAUGAAAUAAUUGAAUCGCCAGAUUGUUAUAUUGAUUAGUAUACAUGGAGCAGUUUCUUGGACAACACGAUAUCCGGAUUUAAUGUUUUAGAUUUUUUUUUUUUGUGGGGGUAUUAGAAAAUUGGAGAUUAUUACACUGAUAUUAACAGAGGACCAAAUAAAAGUGGUGAAAGUAACAUAACUUAUUAACGGUUUGAAUUAUGAGUAAGCAUCACAAGGAAAAUAUUGAACAUUUCAUUAGAUAAAUAUAUAUUAAUGUUAUUUUAUUAAUUAAAUAAUGAAUAAAACAUUUUCAAAAUAGAUUAUUGUUGUUUGUUAAAAUGUGAACAACUAUAAUUUGGUAAAUAUUGAGUUUAGAAAAAAAAAAAUGGUUUUAUGAAAAUUACUUACAAAAAUAGAUCUACUCGAAUGUAUAUAAAAAUAAAAAUAAGGUUGCAAUUUAAAAAAAAGUAAGUUGUAUUGCGCAUUUAGAAAGCGCACAGAAAGAGUUAAACAUUGGAAAUGUAUCUUGAAUUGUGUAUUUCAGUACUCCAUAUCACCUACUGAAAAUGAAAUUUAAAUUCAAGGACAAUCAGAAGAAAUUACCGCUAGAUAUAUUAUAUUUAAAUUUGAAUAUAUAAAAAAAAAAAAAAAUGUAUUUUUAUAAAACCAAUAUGGAAUAUUUAUCAAACAAUUUUUUUUAAACCUGUAUUUACCUGGAACUGGUUUAAAGUAAUCAAAUUAUAAUAGUUCCCAAGUGGUUUUUGUUGUGAUCGAUCAAUUUAAAUCAAAUUAUAAUUAGUUAAAUAUAAUAUAUAUUUUCAGGGAUGGAUAUAAUCGUUGGAGGGACACUGAAAAUCCGACAAAUAUUUUACACAAAUUAUGUCUUAUGCAUUCGUUAAAACCUCCAAUAUAUAUGCAAAAUAGCGUUAAAAUCGGUUCUAAGCAGUUUUAUGAUCCAGGUGAAAACAAAAAUAUUGACAGACAAUCGUUAGCUUUAUACGCAUUAAACCAUUGGCACGAGAUGCCAGUUGUCGGUUACUUUUUAGUUCCAGAACACGUAGAAACGAGAACAUUAUACAAUCCAAAUAUGCCCAAUUUGCAUCAAGUAAUUUAUCAUAAAAUAAAAAAAUAA